Messenger RNA from Colletotrichum gloeosporioides, 354 nucleotides. RefSeq lists its product as uncharacterized. The record is from RefSeq and is a predicted model, not a curated record. The transcript has 2 exons. Bases 1 to 354 code for a protein of 117 amino acids. NCBI's taxonomy places the organism in Eukaryota, Fungi, Ascomycota, Sordariomycetes, Glomerellales, Glomerellaceae.
AUGGGCUUCAAGAUCAUCAUCGUUGGAGGCAGCAUUUCCGGCCUCUCUCUAGCAAACACGCUCGAGAUCUUCAACAUCGCACUCCGUCACAGUGCGCAGGGCGGCAACAGCGCUCUAGAAACAGCCGGUGUUCUAGUGAACCACCUUUGGCGCAAGAUGAACCCCACCUCCCCCGGAGAGUCGCUCACGGAAGACGAGAUCGAAGCUGUCUUUCGAGAAGUUCAAGCGACCUGCUUCAGCCGCGUGUCCGCCGCGGUAGACCAGGGCCGCCGGACCUGCUCCGUUUCGAUGAAGGACACCAUUCUCUCGUGGUUUUUGUGGACCCAUUCUUCGCUCGGUUCAGGCAGAGUUUGA